Molecule: messenger RNA, 1239 nt
Organism: Pochonia chlamydosporia 170
Lineage: Eukaryota; Fungi; Ascomycota; Sordariomycetes; Hypocreales; Clavicipitaceae
Product: cysteine synthase
Exons: 2
Coding region: 1-1239 (412 amino acids)
Cellular component (GO): cytoplasm
Molecular function (GO): cysteine synthase activity
Source: RefSeq, a predicted model, not a curated record
AUGUCGUCCAGAGCUUAUAAAUUCGCCCUCCCCCAGUCUGUCUUCACGCCCUUUGCCUACGUGCAGUCGCAAUCGCUCAAUUCACCACCUAAACGGGCACAACCUUGCAAUCUCACUGGGGAGACAAUGUUUCGACGCAGCGCUGUUCGGCUAGCCGUUGCGGCAGCCAAAGCCGCAGAGCCGAGUGCUCACACGCUCGCCGUCUCCAAGGCUCAGGGCAUAUCCAAGGGCAUGACCGGCGCCAUUGGCAACACCCCUCUCAUCCGCCUCAACAAACUCUCCGAAGAAACCGGCUGUGAAGUCCUAGGCAAAGCCGAGUUCAUGAACCCAGGUGGCUCCGUAAAAGACCGCGCAGCCCUAUACGUCGUCAAGGACGCCGAGGAGCGUGGCCUCCUACGCCCAGGCGGCACCGUUGUCGAAGGAACCGCGGGAAAUACAGGCAUCGGGCUCGCACACGUGUGCCGAUCCCGCGGUUACAAACUCGUCAUUUACAUGCCCAAUACGCAGUCGCAGGGCAAAAUCGACCUCCUCCGCCUCCUCGGCGCAGAGGUGUAUCCCGUCCCAGCAGUGGCGUUUGACAACCCCCAAAACUACAACCACCAGGCGAAGCGGCACGCCGAGUCGCUCGAGAACGCGGUGUGGACGAAUCAGUUUGAUAACACGGCGAAUCGAAGAGCGCAUAUUGAGACGACGGGUCCGGAAAUCUGGGCGCAGACGGCUGGGGAGGUGGAUGCGUUUACGUGCUCAACCGGUACGGCGGGUACACUGGCGGGCAUUACGAGGUAUUUGAAGGAUGUGUCGGGAGGCAGGGUGAAGAGCUACUUGGCUGAUCCGCCGGGGAGUGUGUUGCAUUCGUACAUCAGCUCGGGGGGCAAGUUGAUUGAGCGCACGGGAUCGAGCAUUACGGAGGGUAUUGGACAGGGCCGGAUUACGGAUAACUUGAAGCCGGAUAUUGAUUUGCUGGAUGGGUCUUUGCACAUUUCGGAUGAGAAGAGCAUUGAAAUGGUGUAUAGGUGCUUGGAUGAGGAGGGCAUUUAUCUGGGUGCGAGCUCGGCGUUGAAUGUGGUGGCGGCAAAGGAGGUUGCUGAGAAGCUUGGAAAGGGCCACAAGGUUGUGACAAUGUUGUGUGAUGGUGCGUAUCGGUACGCGGAUCGUCUGUUCUCCAAGAAGUGGCUGGCGGAGAAGAAACUUUUGGGUGCUAUUCCUAAGCAUUUGGAGAAGUACAUCGUCUUGCCUUAG